This is a messenger RNA of Coturnix japonica (Japanese quail), 3563 nucleotides long. It is a transcript of the gene INTS6, whose product is annotated as integrator complex subunit 6. Gene Ontology annotation, biological process: snRNA 3'-end processing. Lineage: Eukaryota; Metazoa; Chordata; Aves; Galliformes; Phasianidae. The record is from RefSeq and is a predicted model, not a curated record. Gene Ontology annotation, cellular component: integrator complex.
AGAAAGUGGCGGGGUGGGCGGGCUGCGGCCGGUCCGCCUGAAACUUCUGAGUAACAUCAACAGGGGGAGGGGAGGGAGGGCGGCGGUGGAGGAGGACGGUGGUGGCGGGGGGGAAGGUUAGCAGCAGCGCAGCCCUCCCCGCCGCUCCCGCAGCACCCGGCCCGUGCCGGGCUGGGCAGGCCCCUCACACAAAGGAGGGCAGGGCAGGCAGCGCUGCCCCCUUCCCCCGCCUCGGCAGAGGGGCAGCGGGAGGCCCUUCCCGUGCACAGCACUCACAGCCACUCGCUCCUCUCCCGACCCCGGCUGCCUCUCCUCCUCCUCCUCCUCCUCCCCCUGCUCUCCCGUCUCCCUCCCGCCCGCUGUCCAUGUAGCCGCCCGGCCGCCGGCCCCUCCGCACUAUGCCCAUCUUACUCUUCCUGAUAGACACGUCCGCCUCCAUGAACCAGCGGGCGUACCUCGGCACCAGCUAUCUGGACAUAGCCAAAGGCGCUGUAGAGACUUUCAUGAAGCUGCGGGCCCGGGACCCGGCCAGCCGCGGCGACAGGUACAUGCUGGUCACUUUCGAGGAGCCUCCCUACGCCAUCAAGGCUGGCUGGAAGGAAAACCAUGCGACGUUCAUGAAUGAACUGAAAAACCUUCAGGCUGAAGGACUUACAACUCUUGGCCAGUCCCUAAGAACAGCUUUUGAUUUAUUAAACUUAAAUAGAUUAGUAACUGGCAUAGACAACUAUGGGCAGGGAAGAAAUCCAUUUUUUCUGGAGCCAGCAAUAAUUAUAACAGUUACCGAUGGAAGUAAAUUAACUACAACAAGUGGAAUACAGGAAGAGCUCCACUUACCUCUCAAUUCCCCUCUGCCUGGAAGCGAGUUGACCAAGGAACCCUUUCGAUGGGAUCAGAGGCUGUUUGCUUUAGUUCUUCGUUUGCCUGGUGUUUCAUCACCAGAAUCAGAGCAGAUGGCAGGUGUACCAGUGGAUGACUCUGCAAUCACACCAAUGUGUGAAGUCACAGGAGGUCGAUCAUACUGUGUAUGCUCUCCAAGAAUGCUGAAUCAGUGUCUUGAAUCAUUGGUGCAAAAAGUGCAAAGUGGAGUGGUAAUAAAUUUUGAAAAAGCUGGACCAGAUCCCUCGCCAAUUGAUGAUGGACAGAUGGAUAUAAGUAGGCCCUUUGGACCCCAGCCUUGGCACAGCUGUCACAAACUCAUUUAUGUCAGACCAAACCCUAAAACUGGGGUUCCUAUAGGUCAUUGGCCUGUUCCUGAAUCUUUUUGGCCAGAUCAGAAUUCGCCAACUCUGCCACCCCGCACUUCUCAUCCUGUGGUGAAAUUCUCCUGCACUGACUGUGAGCCGAUGGUCAUUGACAAACUGCCUUUUGACAAAUAUGAGUUAGAGCCUUCACCACUGACCCAGUUUAUCCUGGAAAGAAAAUCUCCUCAGACCUGCUGGCAGGUGUAUGUGAGCAAUAGUGCAAAAUACAGUGAACUUGGUCAUCCUUUUGGUUACUUGAAAGCUAGUACAGCCCUGAAUUGUGUGAAUUUAUUUGUGAUGCCUUAUAAUUAUCCAGUUCUUCUUCCACUGCUAGAUGACUUGUUCAAAGUACACAAGGCAAAGCCAACGUUAAAAUGGCUACAGUCAUUUGAAAGCUAUUUGAAGACAAUGCCUCCUUACUAUCUUGGGCCUUUGAAGAAAGCUGUGAGAAUGAUGGGAGCACCAAACCUUAUAGCUGACAAUGUGGAAUAUGGACUUAGUUACAGUGUCAUUUCAUAUCUCAAAAAGUUGAGUCAGCAGGCCAAAAUAGAGUCCGAUAGAGUCAUUGGCUCUGUAGGCAAAAAGGUAGCGCAAGAGACUGGAAUUAAGGUCAGAAGCAGAUCACACAACCUGUCUAUGGCACAUAGGAACGAUUUUCAACAUCUGCUACAGGGGAUUACUGGGGAAAUUCCUCAUAGACCUCUAGACUUCAAUAUGAAGGAGUAUGCUGGGUUCCAAAUAGCUUUGCUGAAUAAGGACUUGAAACCUCAAACUUUUAGAAAUGCUUAUGAUAUACCUAGAAGAAAUCUUUUGGAUCAAUUAACACGAAUGAGAUCUAAUUUACUGAAGAGUACUCGGAAGUUCCUCAAAGGACAAGAUGAAGAUCAAGUUCACAGUGUACCUAUAGCACAAAUGGGAAAUUACCAGGAAUAUCUAAAACAAAUACCUUCUCCACUCCGAGAGCUUGAUCCUGAUCAACCUCGAAGGCUCCAUACAUUUGGCAAUCCAUUCAAGUUGGACAAAAAGGGAAUGAUGAUAGAUGAAGCAGAUGAAUUUGUUGCUGGGCCUCAGAAUAAACAUAAACGUCCUGGAGAACCAAGUAUGCAAGGGAUUCCAAAAAGGCGCCGGUGUAUGUCUCCCCUGCUCAGAGGUCGACCACAGACUCCUCCAGUUGUAAAUAACCACAUUGGAGGAAAAGGACCACCAUCACCAAUCACACAAGCACAGCUCGACCUUGUUAAACCUAUUCCUAUUCACAAAACAUCAGAAGCUAAUAAUGAGAUUGCAAUGGAUGAUGUGGUAGAGAAUCAUGUUACAGACCCGCUUUCAUCAGAUGAUUUCCCAGAUGCUGUGGAUUCUGAAUUUUCAAUGUCUUCUUCAUUCAAUUCAUUGGAUCGAUCAGCAGCUCAUAUAGAGGGUGCAGGCCAUGAGCAUCUAGGGAAUAACUUGAAUGUUGAUGGAUUUUUGGAGAAUCAUGAUGAAUCAAGUAGUAAAGAAGAAAAUACUGAAGACAGUUUGCCAAUAUCUUCAACCAGCAAAGGGAAAAAAACAGUGCCCUGCAGAAGUUCCAGAGAGAUUAAUAUAGAGCUGAGAGCACAAAUCAUGAAAGAGAUCCGAAAACCAGGAAGAAAAUACGAAAGAAUCUUCUUUUUACUGAAGCAUGUACAAGGAAGCUUACAAACCAGACUGAUAUUUUUGCAAAAUGUAAUUAAAGAAGCUUCAAGGUUUAAAAAACGAAUGCUGAUAGAACAGCUGGAGAGUUUUCUGGAAGAAAUCCAUCGCAGAUCCAAUCAGGUCAACCAUAUCAACAGCAGCUAAGGAACUGCACAGCAGAGCCACAGCAGGGCACUGCUGUUCUUACUUGCAUUCAUUUUUGACAUGCACUCUUAUCCCAAGUUCUGUAUAUGGAAGAAUGAGAAGCUGCUCUAUAAAAGAAUGAGAAAAGUAUCUGUCAUCUUUUUUUUUUUUUUCUUCCUUUCUGUUACUUUGUAAUGUGAAAAAAUAUCACUAAAACAUUUUUAUUUAACUAAAUGGAGAACUCCUUGUCUGUCCACGGACUUCAGUGUCACUUUCCCUCAGGUUCUAUUUUCUUACGCUGAUCUUCGAAACGAUCACCUCUUAAGGUUGAGCUUUGCCAAAAAGUUGAUUUGUAAUUUUCAGAAAAGAGGAAAAAAAAAAAGCACAUACAUAAAACAAGGUAAUGUUUUGUAUAUACAGUUAUUUUGGAUAUAUUAUUGUAAGUUGUAUAAAUGUAUUUUGACAAAUAUUUAAGAAAAGCACUUUUGUUAUUCCAUCAAUAAAAGCUCUAUUUUAACGUUU